AUGCCCCAACCCACCGCUUGGGACGUCCAGGCCGCCAUCGGCGAGCCCCGCGCCGUCAUCCGCGUGCGCGGCCUGCAGGCUACCCUUGGCCCCGGCGCUGGGCAGGAUGCAUGGGGCCGUAACGGCCGGCCACAGCCUGCCGUGCUCUCUGCCGAGGCCGUUCUGGCGGCACCGUUCCCCGAGGCAGCCAAUACCGACCAAGUAGCAGGCGAUACGGUCCAUUACGGCACGCUGAGCAAAGCGGUUCUCAAGAGCCUGAAGCGCUGGGACGAGGAACGGCCGCCCACCGGUCUGCUCCACGUUCUGGAUGGCCUUUGGAUUGACUUGACGGGCCGUAUGGCCACGGGCGCAAAACCAAGCUCGCCAGACGCGCCGUCGCAGGACCCGUCGCAGAACCCGCCCCUCCUUUCUGCUUCUGUGGUGCGCAGCCUCUCGGUGACGGUGCUCCUGCCCAAGGCCACACUGGUCGGCGAGGGCGUGUCGCUGACAUCCGCGGGCGUUUUGGCGCGUGCAGCCAAAGGCACAGCCCCGAUCGCUUCCAACACAUUGCGGCUGCACCGGCUGCGUGUGCCCACACUUGUCGGCGUGCAUCCCCACGAGCGGACGGCCAAGCAGGCCGUUGUGGCCGACAUUGCCCUUGACCGGUUUACCGAGUACGAGGACGUGUACACGCGGCUUGAGGCCUUUGUCGUUCAGAUUCUGGAGACGUCGGAAUUCGAAACGCUCGAGGCCCUGGCGACGCACAUUGCACGCCUGAUUCUGCUGAGAUUCCGCCCAAACGGACCGUUCCCAGGGCCCGACCUGCCUCCGUGGUACGUACACGUGUCGCUGGAGAAGCCGAUUGCGGUCCCGUCUGCAGAUGCGCCAGUCGUCGAGGUGCGCAUGGGAGCAGAGCAUUUGUGA
This is a messenger RNA of Sporothrix schenckii 1099-18, 903 nucleotides long. RefSeq names its product serine/threonineeeee-protein kinase psk1. The transcript has a single exon. The record is from RefSeq and is a predicted model, not a curated record. Gene Ontology annotation, cellular component: cytoplasm. Bases 1 to 903 code for a protein of 300 amino acids. NCBI's taxonomy places the organism in Eukaryota, Fungi, Ascomycota, Sordariomycetes, Ophiostomatales, Ophiostomataceae. Gene Ontology annotation, biological process: folic acid-containing compound metabolic process. Gene Ontology annotation, molecular function: dihydroneopterin aldolase activity.